Molecule: messenger RNA, 3891 nt
Organism: Melanotaenia boesemani (Boeseman's rainbowfish)
Lineage: Eukaryota; Metazoa; Chordata; Actinopteri; Atheriniformes; Melanotaeniidae
Gene: galnt17
Product: polypeptide N-acetylgalactosaminyltransferase 17
Exons: 11
Coding region: 908-2707 (599 amino acids)
Cellular component (GO): Golgi apparatus
Source: RefSeq, a predicted model, not a curated record
CACCACUCCUGACCUGCUGUGAACGUCGCCCGCUUGAGUCCAGCGUCCUCAAUACGGGCUGUGUACGUUACCCAGAGAAUAAGAGGAAAUAACAAGCCACAACAACCGAGGAGGACGUACACAAUAACAGGAAGACGUUGGUAUGUGCUGAGAGAAUGGGGAAAAUAUGAGGAAAACGGGGAAAUAAGGACGCAUUUCUCCUGCUGCUGCUGCUGCUGCGUUUCCGGAGUGUCUGUGGGUUUUGCUGGAGAGAGGAUGUUGCUGCUGCAUCGCGCGGUCGUCUCACCACAUCUCAUUGUGAUUAAGCAUCGAUUGGAAGUCUGCGUGUGAACAGACAAGAAGCUGAAAUGUUGUCUGCGGGGUCUGAAGGAUUUCCCUGAUAAUCUGCGAGAGUCUCCGCGCGCAGCCUUCCUCCUCAGUCGCAUCACUGCCGGCUUAUGUGAGACGCAAAGGAGAGAGGAGAGAAAAAAGACAGUUGAUAUUCUCCUCUGUGUUGAAUUAUUUAGGAGUAUCUGUUCCUCAAGCUCAACACAUGCUGGUGUCUUUGUCUUACAUCUUCUGUGCGUGAUUUUAAAGCCGGGCAGGAAGAAAGUGGAGGUGACACGGAUGACAGCCGAUGGCCAGGCGUCCCAAAUUUCCUCAGAAGGGGGAUGCAACCUAAAAUAACCUCUGUGUCAGAUGGUAAGAGAGCAGAUUUAUGUUCAGGAAUCAGCGCACUGCAACGUUUGUGUUUCUGUGUGGACUCGGGUCUGCCGAUGUAACCUCCCUGCAGCUUUCCGCACAUCUCAAACCGAGGGAGCCUUGAAUCUGCUGCACUCACGGCUUCUCCUGAACUGCCCCCCCUCCCCCUCUCCAUCCCCCCUGUUCCUGACCCCUCCUCAUCACUCGGAGCCCCGACUUUUUUUUAAUGGCUUUUGUGUUCAGAAGAUGGAGGGUUUUACUGCUGCUGAACGUGCUUGCGGUCGCUGGCUUCAUGACCUUCUGGGCCAAGUGCAACACGCGCAGCAUCCAAGCCGCCGGUCCGGAGGCUCCGGCUGACGGAAAGCGGCCCCGGGCCAACGGAACAGCACAGGGGUCCAGCAUCAGCCACGAGGUGCUGCUGAAGAGGCUGAGCUCGCUGGAGGAUGUGGUGUACAGGCAGUUAAACGGUCUGUCAAAAUCCCUGGGCCUGAUUGAGGGCUUCGGGGGUCGGGGUAAAGACGGGCUUCCUGCCACACUGUCGCCAGCCGAGGAGAGUGAUGCUAAAUACCUGAGAGACAAGUAUGGCUACAACGCUUAUCUCAGUGACAGAAUCUCUCUGGAUCGGACCAUACCAGACCACCGGCCCAGCAAAUGUAGGAAAGUCAGCUACCCGAGAGACCUUCCCCAAAUCUCCCUCAUCUUCAUCUUCGUCAACGAAGCUCUGUCUGUGAUCCUGCGCUCGGUCCACUCGGCUGUCAAUCACACACCAGCUCACUUGAUCAAAGAGAUCAUCCUAGUGGAUGACAACAGUGACGACGAGCAGCUGAAAGGACCACUGGAGGAGUACGUGAACAAGCGCUACCCUGGCCUGGUUAAGAUCGUAAGGAACCAGAAGAGAGAGGGAUUGAUCCGGGCCAGAAUCGAGGGCUGGAAGGUGGCCACUGCUGAGGUGACUGGAUUUUUUGAUGCCCAUGUGGAGUUCACUCCUUCAUGGGCUGAGCCGGUCUUGGCAAGAAUAAAAGAAGACCACAAGAGGAUCAUCUUGCCGUCCAUCGACAACAUCAAGCAUGACAAUUUUGAGGUGGAGCGCUAUGAGAACUCCGGCCAUGGUUACAACUGGGAGCUGUGGUGCAUGUACAUCAAUCCACCCAAACAGUGGUGGGACGAGGGAGACAUGUCUGCUCCUAUCAGGACUCCUGCCAUGAUUGGCUGCUCCUUCGUGGCCAACCGUAAUUACUUUGGAGAGCUCGGUCUGCUGGACUCUGGCAUGGAUGUAUACGGAGGAGAGAACAUCGAGCUGGGCAUAAGGGUGUGGCUGUGUGGAGGUAGUAUGGAGGUGCUGCCUUGCUCCAGAGUGGCUCACAUCGCUCGAAUGAAGAAACCAUACCACAGCAACAUAGCUUUCCACACACGGCGCAAUGCUCUGCGUGUGGCCGAGGUCUGGAUGGACGAGUACAAGUCCAACGUGUACCUGGCCUGGAACAUCCCGAUGGAGAACCAUGGGAUUGAUUAUGGAGACAUAUCUCAGAGGGUUGAGCUGAGGAAGAGUCUGCAGUGUAAGAGCUUUCAGUGGUACCUCGACAAUGUUUACCCAGAGAUGAGGAGGUACAAUAACACGCUGUUCUACGGGGAGAUCCGAAACUCUAAAGUAAGCCAUUUGUGCAUGGAUCAGGGUAUGAAGGAGAACCACACAGCCACCCUACACCCUUGCCAUGGGUGGGGUCCUCAGUUGGGACGUUACACCAAAGACGGUCAGCUGUUCCUGGGUCCACUGGGAAGCACCGGUGAGGACACUCGCUGUGUGGUGGAUGAUCAGAUCAGCAGCUUUCCACAGCUCCUCAACUGUGACAAAGUGACCAAUGUCAAACAGAAGACAUGGCAUUUCACUCAGAACGAAUCCAUCAUAAAUCGAGCCACGGGGCGCUGUCUGGAGGUGGUGCCGGCCAACGUUUAUUUUGGCCACCUGCUGGUCCUGCAGCCCUGCUCCGGGCAGAGGUGGACCAUCAAGAACACCAUGAAGCAAUAGUCAUCAUCCAAGCCAGUUUCAGACGGGUGUUAUAAAGUACACGCCAAGACCAGGACCUGUCACGUGACCUCAGCUUGGCACAUGAACAGACGAUGAGGUAGAGGCUACUCGUCUUUAAACAAAAGACUGGAGAAGAAACUAUUUCUAAGAUGGGUGCUGCGAAUAAUAUAAUGUUACGGUGAAUAAAAAAAGGUUUAUUUUUUACAAAGAGAGCAUUUAAAAUGACAAGCUAAGUGUGGAGGCUGAUUCUCUCUGAAUUUUACAACCUUUUGACGUGAUGCUAUAAUUCCUGUAUGUGCCAUUUCUCUACAGUGUUUUUAGGUUAAGAAUAGACAUCCAGUCUAUGAAAACAGUGUCAUGUCUUAUUCAGGGGAAAAAAUUACAAGCUUCACCCCCAAACUCCAUAGGCAAUAUGUUGUUCUGCGUCACAUCACGUCUUUUAAGAUGGAAAAUAGAAUAAAAUACCUGGAAUUCAAGUUUCAGUAAAUAUGCAUUGAUAAGAUUACAUUUAUAGUUUUAACAGGUUUCAUCUGUUUUAGUGUCAAAUAGCUGAAAAUGUCUAAGAAGUAUAAACUUAACAGAACUAAUUAAAAUAUUACAAAUGUUUUUUAUCCUUUUUUUCCGGUUAGAAGAGUAGACACUGUAAAUAUUUAUCAUUUAAAGAUAAAGGCAUGAACCGUGAAUAUUACAUGGUGAUUUAAAAGCUUAUUUUAUUAAUUUUUUUUAGUUGUCAGAAAUCAUUCCAUCUAAGAAUAAAAAUAAUAAAAAUAAAAUAAAAAUAUUUUGUGUAAAAUUGCCAAGAGGGCUACUGAGCUCAGUCAUGGCUCUAUACGUCAUGACUUUUUUUAUUUAUUUUUUUCUAUCUUGAAGCGUUCCGUAGCAUCAGAUGCAGUGAAUCUUGUAGCAUGGUUGUGACUACUUUAUGCACAUGGGUACCAAGUUGAGUUGAUUUGUUCUGUUACCUGCCAUAACUACUGCAGACUUCCACAACUAACGAAGCACUUUUGUCAUGACAGACAACGGAAAAGUGCAUAAGUGUAUGGACUGCUGACAUGCUGGAGGCCUUCAGGGCUGAAAUUAUUAAAAUACUGACAUGUAUAUGAUGUCAUAUGUUUAAUUAAUUCAAUGUUACUGGUUGAAUUUUUGCUCCUAAGAUUGUCUUCCAAUAAACAACUGAUUUCCUG